AACAUUUGCGCAAACAUAGGCCCGGCCCGCUCGUACACACCUGUUGCAUUCGGCCCUUGGCAGGAAAGGGGUUGGAUCACGUAUAAAAAGUGUGCCCUGGCCCACAGAUAGACACACUUCGAGUUGAGCAGCCUCCAGCAGCAUCACAACCAAGCAAGCCCAGAGCCCAAAACAAAACAAAAAAUACAAUAUGAAGUUCUUCGCAUUCGUCGCUGUCUUCGCUGCUGUCUUGUCGCUGGUCCGCGCCCAAACGGCGACAGGAACUGGAACUACGACAACACCGACAUCGCCGACACCGCCUACAUCGACAACCACCUACACCUACACGACGUCACCCACUUACACCACCCCCACCGUCACGGUCACAUCAACAACCGCCAAGCCCUUCAAGCAGGCGCUCUUGUCGCUGCUGUUCAACAAGAAGUCCGGAUAGAGACCUGCCACUCCGACCACCGAUCCCGCCGAUUAGUAGGACGCCAAUGAUUUGAUUAGCCAAACAAUAAUAAAAACAACAAACAAACACAA
This is a messenger RNA of Drosophila miranda, 525 nucleotides long. Its product is annotated as protein PRY2-like. The record is from RefSeq and is a predicted model, not a curated record. The transcript has a single exon. Bases 191 to 433 code for a protein of 80 amino acids. Lineage: Eukaryota; Metazoa; Arthropoda; Insecta; Diptera; Drosophilidae.